AUGGGUCAUUUAGUUUCAAAAUUAUUUAAAAAUCGAGAAAUGAGAAUUCUAAUGUUAGGAUUAGAUAAUGCUGGUAAGACUACGGUAUUAUAUAAAUUAAAAUUAGGUAAAACAUCAAAAACAGUCCCAACUGUUGGUUUCAAUGUUGAAACUGUUAAACAUAAGAAUGUAUCAUUUGCAGUUUGGGAUUGUGGUGGACAAGAAAGAAUUAGACCACUUUGGAGACAUUAUUUCACUGGAACAAAUGCCCUUAUUUAUGUUGUUGAUUCAAAUGAUGUUGCAAGAUUAGAAGAAUCAAAACAAGAAUUAUAUAGAGUUAUUACUGAUAAAGAAUUAGCUAAUUGCUUAUUAGUGGUGUUGGCUAAUAAACAAGAUUGUGAAGGAGCUAUAAAACCAAAAGAAUUGAUUCAACGAUUUGAAUUACAUAAAUUGAGUGGUGAACAUACUUGGUCUGUCAUUCCGACAAUUGCAAUUGAUGGAACUGGAUUAGUUGAAAUGUUGAAUUGGAUUUCAUCUCAUUCAAAAUAG
Molecule: messenger RNA, 528 nt
Organism: Hemisphaericaspora subhashii
Lineage: Eukaryota; Fungi; Ascomycota; Pichiomycetes; Serinales; Debaryomycetaceae
Gene: ARF3
Product: Arf3p
Exons: 2
Coding region: 1-528 (175 amino acids)
Biological process (GO): vesicle-mediated transport; intracellular protein transport
Cellular component (GO): cytoplasm
Molecular function (GO): GTP binding; GTPase activity
Source: RefSeq, a predicted model, not a curated record